AGCAGCGUGGCGGAAGGAAAUGGAUAAGGAGCUGCUAGUUAACACGAGAAAGAAGAGGGCAAAUGCCGGCUCACGGCUGAAACAACUGCUCUCUGCUGAGGUUCCGGAGGAAGAUGUUGAUUUGUUGUUUGUGGAAGAUGAAGACGAUGUUGAAUAUGGUGAGGAAGAACAGGAUGAAGAAGACGAUGAAGAUGAAGAGGGUGAAGAAGCGGGAGAGUCUGAGGGAGGAGCUGCUGGCGAGCACACGAGAGAAGGUACUACUGGGGCUCAGGCUGAUGAUGAGGGAUCUGAGGAUGAAGCAGAAGGAGAAUCGCAAGAUGACGAUAUGUUCAGUGAUUCGUCUGAAGAGUCGUCCGAAGAAGAUAGCGAUGCUGGAGAGAAGGAACUAGAGAAACAGGAAAGGGUUCAGCGGAGCAAGAAGAAACAUGUGAUACAGAAGAUUAGGCAGCCUGCAUUGCCCAAACCUAAGGUGAAGAAGGUUUACGAACGUGCCAAAGCUGAUUCUCUACUGUCCCAGAAUCGUCGUCAAUCGUCGAGAACCAUUGCUGUUCAGAACAAACUGGUGCUUGCAGAAAAGUUGCGAGAUGAGGAGAAACGGAGGGCCAGUGCCAAACCUGUGGUUAGAGUCGAGUAUAGAGAGAUGACUCAGGAAGAGAGAUUGGCUGAGGCUAUCGAGACUGAAAAGUAUAACGUUAGUACGCUAAACAAGUACCAAGAACAAGAGGUCGAUAAACAGAAGAAAAGACGUGAACAGAUGAUGAACAAGAGAAGGAAAUUGACGGAUGUUAUGACUAUAAAGACGUAUGUCAAAUACGUGGAGAUUGAAGAGGAACGUGAGUUGGAGAAGUUCUUGUUGACUAGAGAUGUACUGAAGAAAAGAGAGCGUCGUGGUAGAAGAAGUGAAAGACAAAAACGUGAAGAAGAAGAGGCACUCAGGAAGGAAAAGGAGUUGAAACAUCGUUGGGAAUUGUUGAAUAAUCCUGAUAAACCCGCAAUCCAAGUUGAAAACGAACCUAUUUCAUCCGUCCAAGACGAGUUGAAGGCGAAUACUGAAACGCAAGAUGCUGUCCAAGUGCUUACAGAUGGAGAUAAUGACGUUGACAUGAAGGACUUAAACCCUAAUGAUGUGUCUUCUAAACCAAACGACAUAUUGAAUGGAUCGAAUAGUGACUUGGAAUCUAAACAAGGAGAUGAAUCCAACAUUAAAGAUGAAACUCUGAGAGAAGAGGAGAAACAACACAAAGAACAACCUCUAGAGGAAGAGAAAGAAGACCAUGCGGUUAAUAUUGUUAAAGAAGAGAUGCAUGAAGGAGAUGAAGACGAUCUGGAAGGUGCGAAGGAAAAUAUUGACGUUGUGAAAGAAGAUAGUAACGAAGAUGUUAAGGAUGAUGCAAAGGAUGAUGUGAGGGAUGAUGUGAAGGAUGAUGUGAAGGAAGAUGUGAAGGAAGAUGUGAAUAAUGAUGCGAGCGGUGGUAUGAAAAAGGAUCUGCAAGAAGAGACUAACAAUGAGACCAAGGAAGACAAACCUGAGAACAAACCUGACGAUGACAUUGAAAUGGAAUCUCAAGAUAAGACUUAUUCACAAGAAUCAAAAAAUGAUAAUGACAAUAAUAAUGACGGUGAUGUUAAAGAGAUGAAUACGGGUGAAUUAGAUGUUGACAAAUCAAAUGAUCAACCUCCACUCGAAGGAGAUAAUCAAGAAGAAACAAAGACACAACAAGAAGGUGGAUCCCAGGAGUCAAAGGAGGACACCAAAACAUCCCAAACAGAUGAUAAAUCAGUGUCAUUAGACGUAUCUGAGCCGAUUAUCUAUGAAGGUCCUAAACAAAAAGUUGGUGUUAACGUCAUUGCAUUUGAGCACAAAUAUUCGCUCUUAAAACUACGAUCCCUCAUGUUUGGCGACCAGUCUACUAUGCCUCUGAAUCGUCGAUCUUUGGAAACGGAGCCGGUUGCUCGCAUCAAACUGGAUCCAGAUCUGUUGAGUGAAAGAUCUAUGAUCAAUACAUCCAUACAACCAAUAGAUUUCUCCAUCUUGGAUACGUUUCCCGAGUUUGGUGACUUCAACAAGAAGAUCAAGAGGGUUGAAACUGUCAAGGAGGUUGAAACGACAUCGGUUGUGUUGAAAACACCUCCUCCAUCGGGAAUCACGCUGAAGAACGGUAAUAGGAAGAUGUGUCUCAUCACAGGGAAAGAUGCCAUGUAUUUCCAUCCCGGCACAGGUAUGCCUUAUUCCUCAGUUGAGAGUUUCAAGGUGAUCAACGAUGUUCAAAACGGAGAGUACAAGUGGGUCGAAGGUUGCUUUGUCAGCAACUACCAUGCAAAGGGAGUCCCAAAGAACUUUGAUCCAUAG
Molecule: messenger RNA, 2350 nt
Organism: Williopsis jadinii
Lineage: Eukaryota; Fungi; Ascomycota; Saccharomycetes; Phaffomycetales; Wickerhamomycetaceae
Gene: VPS72
Product: Vps72p
Exons: 1
Coding region: 20-2350 (776 amino acids)
Biological process (GO): chromatin remodeling; regulation of DNA-templated transcription
Cellular component (GO): nucleus
Molecular function (GO): ATP-dependent H2AZ histone chaperone activity
Source: RefSeq, a predicted model, not a curated record